Molecule: messenger RNA, 2329 nt
Organism: Adelges cooleyi (spruce gall adelgid)
Lineage: Eukaryota; Metazoa; Arthropoda; Insecta; Hemiptera; Adelgidae
Exons: 1
Coding region: 224-2236 (670 amino acids)
Source: RefSeq, a predicted model, not a curated record
GGAGAGCGGAAUGCGUGAGCUCAGUGUACCUCAUAUGCACUAUACAAACUUCCAAACAGCAAACUGGUUUAUUGUUGCAUUAGUGUAUGUUAUAUUGUUAUGCUACUGAUAGUUUUAAACAUUUUUUUUUGCCGAAAUUGUAAACUUCAUUGAAUCGACAAUAAUCGUUUACGCGAAUCGCUUGAAACACUAUUUGGAUUCGUGUGUUCUUCGAACUCACGUUAUGAGUAAGUUUAUUUUAUUUAUAAUAAGUGUUUCGUUAACAAUCACCUUUAUACAUGGCGAUUGUUGGGAUACGGCCUGCCAAUCCAAAUCAUGGGUGGGAUGCAAGCACUACGACAUGGUCGAAAUCAACCGUGCCGCGUGCGACGAAGGUUACGUGUACUCUUGCUGUAGCAAAAGUGAAAACAUUAGUCCUGCGAUAGACAUCAUUACAAAAUCCGACCAGCAACUGUCGGAAAAAACGUGCUGGGACACCGGUUGUCAGCUAAACUUGUGGGCGGUCACGGGAUGUCAACAGUACGGUAUGGUAGAAAUCCAAAAGACGCCGUGUGACGACGGUUUUAUAUAUUCUUGUUGCGGUCCGAAAAAAAGCGAUAAAACUCAGUUGUCGACUUCGAGUGGAGAACCCCAAAGUCAGCUCAAAAGAAAAUGCUGGGACACCGGUUGCCAAUUGAAAUCGUGGGCGGUCACGGGAUGUGAACAGUACGGUAUGGUCGAAGUAAAACGGGCGUCGUGUGACGACGGAUUCGUUUAUUCCUGCUGUAGUCCGGAACAAAAGUUCUAUACUGAUGUGGGUUCUAAGUCGGAAGCGGAGCCAAAGAAAACCUGUUGGGAUACCGGUUGCCAAUUGUCGUCGUGGGCCGUAAAAGGCUGUGAACAGUACGACAUGACCGAAGUGAAACGAGUGGUCUGCGACAAAGGUUUCAUUUAUUCGUGCUGUAGUAAAGAUAGAGUUGAGCAAAAACUGUCUUCGGUCGCGACGAACACACUCGAUCAAGAACCGAAACAAGCUUGUUGGGACACUGGUUGCCAACUGUCGUCAUGGGCUGUAAAAGGCUGUGAACAGUACGACAUGACCGAAGUGAAACGAGUGGUCUGCGACAAAGGUUUCAUUUAUUCAUGCUGUGGUAAAAAGAUAGUUGAAAAAAAUCCAUCUUCGGUCGCGUCGAAUGCACUCGAUCUGGAGUCGAAGCGAACUUGUUGGGACACCGGGUGUCAAUUAAAAUCGUGGGCGGUUACUGGAUGCGAGCAGUAUGACAUGGUUGAAAUCAAACGAGAGACGUGUAAAGAAGGUUACGUUUAUUCUUGCUGUAGUAAAAACAAAAUCGCAAGUAUCCAAUCUACUGAUGUAGCAGAGUCGAAUUUGAAACUCGACCAAGAGCCGAAACAAACCUGUUGGGACACCGGCUGUCAAUCAAAAUCGUGGGCGGUUACUGGAUGCGAGCAGUAUGACAUGGUUGAAAUCAAACGGAUGACGUGCGACGAGGGGUACAUUUAUUCUUGUUGUAGCAAAAAAAAAAGCGAAAAAAUCAUGUCUGCAGUUUCGGCGGAUUCUAAUCCUAAACCAAGCGAGGAGCCAAAAAGAAUUUGUUGGGACACUGGUUGUCAACCAAAAUCAUGGGCGGUUAGAGGAUGUGAACAAUACGGUAUGGUCGAAGUCAACCAAACUCAGUGCGACGAAGGUCUCGUCUAUAGAUGCUGCAGCCCAGACAACAUCGAACCCAGAUUGUCUGCAGCUACGACAAAUUCAAAAUUAGAACAGGAACCUAAAAAAACAUGUUGGGACACGGGUUGUCAACUGAAAUCAUGGGCGGUCAGAGGAUGUGAACAAUACGAUAUGAUGGAAGUCAAACGGAGUAACUGUGACGGAGGAUUUGUCUAUUCUUGCUGCAGCAAAGACAUAACUGAAAACAAGUCUUCUUCUACAAGCGCAUCCAAGCUAAAUAGUGAACCCGAUGACCAGGAUAAAAAAAAAUGUUGGGAUACCGGUUGUCAAUUAAACUCUUGGGCUGUCAAGGGUUGCAAGCAGUACGAUAUGGUCGAAACCAAACGGAUGGAGUGUGACGAAGGAUUUAUCUAUUCUUGUUGUGAAAAAGAAAAAGUUCAAAUAAUUUAUCCAUCGACUGCAACGUCAUCAAGUGUUGAUGAAGAACCGCGACAGAGUAACGACGAUGACGAUGGCUAUGUACAAUGUUGGGGAGAAGAUUGUCCACCGAAUCCCGCAGAAUAUUAAUAUUGGACUACAUUUUUUGUAUAGUAAUUAAUUAUAAUAUUUAUUAUAUGUGUAAAAAUAUGUAUGUAAAAUACAAAUGUGUAAUAAUCGAAA